CCCACUGAAACCCUAGAGCUAUAAACUUCACAAAACGAUCCUUAGAAGCUCUUUCAUUUUCUGUAGUCAAACUGGUUCAAAAUGUCGAAGCGAGGUCGCGGAGGAUCGGCCGGAAACAAGUUCCGGAUGUCUCUGGGUCUUCCGGUGGCGGCGACUGUGAACUGUGCCGACAACACCGGAGCGAAGAAUCUUUACAUCAUAUCGGUGAAGGGAAUCAAGGGUCGUCUCAACCGUUUGCCCUCUGCUUGUGUUGGUGAUAUGGUGAUGGCCACUGUCAAGAAAGGGAAGCCCGAUCUGAGGAAGAAGGUCAUGCCUGCUGUCAUAGUCAGGCAGCGCAAGCCUUGGCGCCGAAAGGAUGGUGUUUUCAUGUAUUUUGAAGAUAAUGCUGGAGUUAUUGUGAACCCCAAGGGAGAAAUGAAAGGAUCAGCUAUUACAGGUCCGAUUGGAAAGGAGUGUGCAGAUCUGUGGCCUAGGAUUGCUAGUGCUGCCAACGCUAUCGUUUAAGAAUCUAGAGGUCCCAGGUUGAAUUUACAAAAAUGGAUUUAUUUGACACUAUCAAAUUUUGUUUCGUUUAAAUGGUCAUAAUCGUAGCUCUAGGGUUCUGGUUUACUUGUAUACAUUUAUUUGGUUAAACCUGGAUAAUCUCUUGUACUUGAUGCUGUGAUCUUCAAUUUUAGGUUUUUGAAUGUGAGAAGAUUU
This is a messenger RNA of Telopea speciosissima, 699 nucleotides long. RefSeq names its product 60S ribosomal protein L23. The record is from RefSeq and is a predicted model, not a curated record. Gene Ontology annotation, biological process: translation. Gene Ontology annotation, cellular component: ribosome; cytosolic large ribosomal subunit. The transcript is spliced from 4 exons. Gene Ontology annotation, molecular function: structural constituent of ribosome; large ribosomal subunit rRNA binding. The coding region runs from base 82 to 504 and encodes 140 amino acids. Lineage: Eukaryota; Viridiplantae; Streptophyta; Magnoliopsida; Proteales; Proteaceae.